This is a messenger RNA of Python bivittatus (Burmese python), 1875 nucleotides long. It is a transcript of the gene PECR, whose product is annotated as peroxisomal trans-2-enoyl-CoA reductase. Gene Ontology annotation, biological process: phytol metabolic process. Lineage: Eukaryota; Metazoa; Chordata; Lepidosauria; Squamata; Pythonidae. Gene Ontology annotation, cellular component: peroxisome. Gene Ontology annotation, molecular function: trans-2-enoyl-CoA reductase (NADPH) activity. The record is from RefSeq and is a predicted model, not a curated record.
UGCGUCUAAGAGCUGUCAAGAUGGCGGCAACGGUGGCGUUUAGCAACGGCGGCGGAAGGGGGAUUCUAGCGGCUGGACUCUUUCGCGGUCACGUGGCCAUCGUGACGGGCGGGGGCACGGGCAUCGGCAAGGCUAUCGCUGCUGACCUGGUGCACCUCGGUUGUAAUGUAGUGAUUGCCUCACGUAAACUUGACAGGUUAAAAGCUGCAGCAAAAGAGUUAGCUGCUGAAAUUCCCUCCACCAGUUCUGCCCAGGUGACUCCUAUACAGUGCAACAUUCGCAAAGAAGAUGAGGUAGAGGCACUGAUGAAAUCGACGUUAGAUCUUCAUGGUAGGAUAGACUUUUUGAUCAACAAUGGAGGAGGACAGUUUCCUAGCCCAUCUGAACUAAUAAGUGCAAAAGGCUGGCAUGCUGUUAUUGAAACCAACUUGACUGGGACUUUCUAUUGCUGUAAAGCAGUGUACAAUGCUUGGAUGCGGGAUCAUGGAGGUGCCAUUGUCAAUAUUGUGGCUAAUAUGUGGAAAGGGUUUCCUGGCUUUUCGCACAGUGGAGCAGCAAGAGCCGCGGUUGAUAACCUGACCAAAACUUUAGCCAUUGAGUGGGCAUGCAGUGGCGUUAGGAUCAAUUCUGUUGCCCCGGGAGUUAUAUUUUCAGAAACUGCUGCUGCAAACUACAAAGAUGGUGAAGAAUUGUUUAUAAACUAUAGUGAGAAUAUUCCUACAAAGAGAUUAGGACUUCCUGAAGAGGUAUCCCCACUGGUGUGUUUCCUGCUUUCUCCAGCUGCCUCCUUUAUAACUGGAGAAACUGUGAAGAUUGAUGGUGGACAAAGCCUAUAUAGCUGUUCUUGGAAAAUCCCAGAUCAUGACAAUUGGCCCCCUGCACCAGAUGGACAUAAUGCCAGAGCACUCAGAAGCUUGCUUUCAGGAAAACCUAAGUCAAAACUAUAAUUCAAAGAAAUGGGAUUUGUCCCCAUUUUAUUUGUGUCGCUGGGGAUAUGCUAUUUUUCAGCAAUUAACUGCAGUUUUAAAAAACACUGCCUCAGAAUAAAAACACAUUUUUUUUUGUAAUGAAAUGACUACUGGAAUAUGACAGUUUGUUGUCCUGGGCACUCUAAGGGCUUUGUAUCAAUAACUCUUGCCAUAACAAUGAAAAUCAGAAUGCCUAAAGUUUCAUUAUAAAGGAAAUAGGCAAUUUGUAUCUAUGUUCAUAGUUGCCUUCCAUGUUCAAUGUGAACAGUGUGAGUCGUAACUGCAUGCUAUACCUUGUCAGGCUGGGGAUAAUAAGGUGGAGUCUUAACAUAUAUGGAGGUGAUCAAGUUGGAAAAGGCUUCUUUAAAGUUAAUUGGGAGAGGGCUGAAGUAUGUUUAUGCAACUAUCUUUACAGUAUUCGACAAUAUAUGGUAGGAUUUGAAUAAAAUCUGAACUAGUACUCUGGGAAAAAUAAUCUUUGUAAGCAGGGGAAUAAUUGCAGCAGUAUUGGUUGCACUUUUAAAAAGAUAACUAGCAAAAUCUUGAACUGGAAAUGCAACCAAAGUUCUACAUUUUGAAGUAUAAUUUUGAAUUUCAGUGGACAAUUUUUAACUACACGUGAUUCUACUCUUUGUGUGAAGCUUCUUUGUCACUAUAUAAAGAUUAUUAGUAAUUAACUGCCCAGAGUCACUGGGAGUUGGGUGGCAUAUACAUUUAAUAAAUAAUGAUAAUAAUUAUUAUGUUGCUUAUAUUGCUAUACAUGGUAUUUUAAAAAUCUUUAUUAGAACAUUACUAGAAGAGAAUUUGACAGACUUUGUUUAGAAAUGUAAAGUCCAUGGAAUAUGCAAUUUACUGAUAUGUUCCUCCUUGUCAUUACUGAGACAAUUAAAGUGGAAGGAAACAAUUA